Messenger RNA from Cylindrotheca closterium, 1345 nucleotides. NCBI's taxonomy places the organism in Eukaryota, Bacillariophyta, Bacillariophyceae, Bacillariales, Bacillariaceae. The record is from the annotation of a GenBank genome assembly.
AUGCCAUCGGAACUUGGACGACAGGUUAUGUCAGGUGUGGAUCAUAAGAAUGACGGGAAUGCAGCUGCAGUUGCCAUGGUCCGGGUGAUAAGAUAUCGUGCCAAACUGUCACUUGGGCCGUUUGGAGCGUUACGAUUACCUUCCAAGCAGCUGUUGACUACUGUCAUGGACAGUGUCUUUGUCCGGAAUGGUUUGGACAUGAACACAUGGAGUGUGGAUCCGGAAAGACCGCCCCCUAUUGACACCAAGAAACAAUUCUCGGUAUUGUCCUUCCUUCCUUGUUUGGACACUGGUAUGUCUUCUACCAUGGUUCUAUGCGGGGGUAUAACUCUUGACCAAGCGAGGCAACUGGGAAUGAUCAUCUACUAUUUCUUUGCCAUGCUGAGUGCUAAGAAGCCAACCUAUGAUGGUGCAGAUUAUGAUGAUGGGGAUUUUCAGCGUUCCAUCUUCGGUAAUACUCUGUUUUUAAUGUGCAACACUUUGAUGCAGAAUGGGGAUUUGAUGCGAUUGUGGAUGAGGUAUCCGGAAAUGUGUACCACGGAAUACAUUCGUGACCUAACAGAGCUUUUGUACCACUUGAAGUCGUUUGUGGAUUACCGGUCUGGAGCUGAUAUGGGUCAUUAUGGAAUACAUGAGGCUCGUCUUGCAAGUCAUCCUAACUUUCCUUUCAUGGUUGUCUCCUCUUCGAUGGAGAGUCGGCGAAGUACAACUCGAACUGCCCAUCUGAAAUUGGCUAUUCAAAAAUAUCGAGAUGCAAUGUAUGACAAGUGGGAUAAAACCUACUACAGCUUACAGGAUCCAAUCUGGUCGUCCCCUUGUAUUUCUGUUUUUCUACAGGCAUUGAAUCAAGCUUCUGGAGGUUCCGAUCGGUCAUCUUGGAACAAGCUAUUGCACGAUGAUUGCAAUGGUCCUCCUAAGCCUGGAAAAGACAAGGAGAAGGAUAAGGUAGUAUUUGUUAUUGGUACUCCACCUUUUGUGUGGAAUGAAGCAAGGACUCCAAUGAGGGGACGAGAUCCAGUUGUUGCCUUUCAAAGUGCCAAGGUGCCUAAGGGUGGAUAUCCUCACCUCGAAAAACCAAAUAACAAUAUGAAUGGUAAGAAGAUGAUAUACCCAAUCUGCCUGAAUUCUGCUUUUGAGAGCCAUCAAAAAUGUCAUGAUAGGGCAGCAUGUAAAGUAUUUGCCAAACAUGGUAAGCCGGGUAUUGGACGAACUCGAGUCCACAUUGAUCUUGAAGAUGUUAAAUGGUCCAACGCCAACUACCCUGAAGCAAACUGGAAAGACGUUGUUGCUUUUGUCAAGAAAUACAAUGACUAUCUAUUACCAACAGAAGCAUUCAAAAGAUUGA